Messenger RNA from Paramecium pentaurelia, 1078 nucleotides. The record is from the annotation of a GenBank genome assembly. NCBI's taxonomy places the organism in Eukaryota, Ciliophora, Oligohymenophorea, Peniculida, Parameciidae.
AUGGGAGUAACAUAAUCUAGUUAAAAUGAUCAUUUAGAAAAGUAUUUAGGAUAAGACUUUCCUGAUGGAGAAAUUUUAAUUGGAUUUGAAAAUGUAUAAAUUAAUCAUAUAAGAGCCAAGUAACAUUUGUUAUUCAAAUGUAAUAUUAUAAGCAUUGUAUUAUUGCAAAGACUUUAGGAAUUGCAUCUUAUAACAUCAAAACCCAAUAAAUUAGAAUAAUUUACUAGAUUUAACUAAAUUAUUAUUCCAAUCAAUAUCAAAACAUAAAUAGAAAACAGGUGUAAUAUCAACUAAGAAAAUGAUGAAUUAUAUUAAAACAAAAAAUAAAAUUUUUGAUGGAAAAUAUCAUUAAGAUUCUCAUGAAUUUUAUAUGUGGUUUAUUAAUGAAUGUGAAGAAUUAUUGAAGGAUAAACAAAAUAAUUGGAUUCGAUAAAUAUUUUAGGGAUAGUAAUUAACAUAAAUUGAGUGUUUAAAUUGUCAUACAAGUAAUUAUAAAAAUUAUAAUAAGUCUCUUAAAGAGAAGAAAUGUAUUGUGAUUUAUCCUUAGAUUUAUUUCCUAAUUAUAGUUUAAACACUUGUUUAUAACAAAUGUCAAAAGAGGAACAAUUAAAUGGUUAAAAUCAAUUCUUUUGUGAUAAGUGUUAAUCAAAAUAGGAUGCAAUCAAGAGGUAUAUAUAUAUUUUAUAUAUAAAAGAUUGUUAUUAAAUACUUUACCAAAUGUAUUAGUAAUCCAUUUGAAAAGAUUUAAAUAUGAUGAAAGAUGUGGUUAGAUGAUUAAAGUAUCUACAAAAAUUCCUUUUUCUUAAUAAUUGCGAAUUAAGGCUUAAAAGUAAACUAAAACCUAUGAAUUGACAACAAUCAUUAUCCACUUAGGAUAAGGCAUAUUAUAUGGACAUUAUAUAUGUAUAACAAAAAUACAAGGAAAAUGGUUUAAAUUUGAUGAUGAUAAAAUAUCUGUAAUUUUAAAUCAAAUUAUCCUUAGUUAUUUGUUGAUUAAGAUUUACAUUAUGUAUAUGGAAGAAGUUAUCCAACCUAAGCUUAAACAUGUGCAUAUAUGCUGUUUUAUAAUGCAUAAUGA